This is a messenger RNA of Leptopilina boulardi, 3920 nucleotides long. RefSeq names its product amyloid-beta-like protein (gene Appl). Bases 292 to 2448 code for a protein of 718 amino acids. Gene Ontology annotation, molecular function: heparin binding; transition metal ion binding. Lineage: Eukaryota; Metazoa; Arthropoda; Insecta; Hymenoptera; Figitidae. The transcript is spliced from 15 exons. Gene Ontology annotation, biological process: central nervous system development; axonogenesis. Gene Ontology annotation, cellular component: neuronal cell body; neuron projection; membrane. The record is from RefSeq and is a predicted model, not a curated record.
UAGCUUGCGCCAUUUUGAAAGUUUUCUGACGCAGUGACCCACCCAGUGCUAGCAGCACAAAUAGUGCUAACAUUGCCAAUAGUACCUAGCAGUAAGGCAACGUGAUCGCGCCGGGGUAAUUUUUCGUGAUCAGACGUAUGUUUUUUCAUCAGUGAUUGAUUGUCGCUCGCAGUGGUAACAGACUAAAUUUAAAACUACUUUAUAUAAAAACAGUUUUCGCAUGUGGAGCUGAAAUUUCUAGAAAUUGACAUUCUUUAAGUGAAGAAGUGUAUGAUAAGUUUUUCGUGAAAAAUGAAAGAGAUAAUUAAGUUAGUUUUAGCGCUUGGAUUCUUUAUUGUUCAAAUAAAGGGCAUUUCGGAGAGGCUUGAACUAGCAUCUGUCGGAGGAAGGUUUGAACCACAGGUUGCUACUUUGUGUGAAUCUGAUGACGUCUAUAUGGCUCAACACAUGGGAGAACAAGGAAGGUGGAUUUCAUCAAAUGAUCAAACAAGUUGUCUGAAGAGUAACUUAGAAAUACUUAAAUACUGCAAAAAGGCUUAUCCAAAAAGGGAUAUUACCAAUAUUGUAGAAUCGUCUCAUUACAUCAGAAUAAGUGGGUGGUGUAAACCAGGAAAAUCCAAAUGCAAAUUAUCUCGAUGGAUAAAGCCUUAUAGAUGUCUAGGACCGUUUCAAAGUGAUGCUCUACUUGUUCCGGAAGGAUGUCUUUUUGAUCACCUUCAUAACCAAACAAAAUGUUGGGAAUCCCAUAGGUGGAAUUCUACAGCAGCAGAUACUUGCAAUGAACGAAAUAUGAACUUAAGAAGUUUUGCAAUGUUACUACCUUGUGGAAUAUCACUUUUUGCAGGAGUUGAGUUUGUGUGCUGUCCAAAAUACCCUGAAGAGAAUGUUAAAUCAAAACAGUACUAUGAAGUUCCAAUUUCUAGAAGUUUUGAUGAAGAUCUCACAGAUAAUAAUGAUGAUGAAGACGAAGAUGAUGAUAAUAAUGAAGAAGAUGAAAUUGAUGGUCAAGAUACAUUAAUUCCUGGCAAUGCUGAAGACUCUGAUUCCAGUUCUGUUGCAGAGAUAGGAAUGGAAGACAUACUUAGUGACCAAUCUGAUGAUCCAGAUAGUGAAGAGUAUUUGGAAGAUUACGAUACUGUAACCAGGAAAAUUUCAACGUCAGUUUCAUCAGUAGAAAAAAAAUACUAUGAGACGACAGUACUGUUUCCUGUAAGUACAGUUAUUUCAACGACUCCUCAAAUACAAGGCACUCAGGACCCAUACAUGACUAAUUUUGAUCCAAGAUCAGAACAUAAAAGUUACAAACAGGCGCAAAUGAGAUUAGAAGAGGUUCAUAAAGAAAAAGUAACUAAGGUAAUGAAGGACUGGAGCGACUUAGAAGAGAGAUAUCAGGAUAUUCGAGCUCGAGAUCCAAUUAAAGCAGAUGAGUUCAAAAGAUGGAUGACAACUAAGUUUCAGGAAACUGUUGCAGCCUUAGAAGCAAGUGGAACUGCUGAAAAGCACCAAUUAAGUGCUUUACAUCAACAACGAGUUCAGGAGUCAGUAAGACAAAGAAAUGAAGAUGCAAUGUCUUGUUAUACAGCAUCUUUGAAUGAAAUCCCUCCAAACAUGCAUCGUAUUCAGAAAUGUCUACAAAAGUUACUUCGUGCACUUCAUAAGGAUAGACACCACACAAUUGCUCAUUAUAAACAUCUGCUAGACAGCAGUAUUGAACAGGCACAAAGAGAAAAGUCAUCUACUCUAGAGCACUUAGCAGAAAUUAAUAAAGUAGCCAAUCAAAGUAUCCUGAUGUUAGAACGGUAUCCAGAACUAAGUGCAAAAAUUGGACAGUUAAUGGAUAAUUAUGUAUUGGCACUUCGAAGUAAGGAUGAAACACCAGGAUUAUUUUUAGCCAUGCCUAUGGAAGCAGAAGCAGCAAUUUUAGAUAAAUUUCAAGCUGAAGUUACUAGUAAACAACAAGAAAAGGAGCAUCAAAAGCAACUUGAGCGCGAAAGAAAAGAACAACGAAAGGCAGAACGAGGAGUACAAAGAUCUGAUAAAGAGAAACAUAAUGUAACCAAACCGGAUGUUGUUAAAGAAGAUGUACUAGGACAAGUUAAUGAGGAAUUGUCUCAAGUAGCUGCAGUGCACAGUGAGGGUGUUGUUCGUGCAUCUCAUAACAUGCUACAUGACAUUUCUCAUUCAGAAUCAAGUUACUCUGUAAGGCGUGAAAUUAUUCAUAGAGAAAGUAGGUCUCUAUACUAUACUUUAGCAUUUGCUGGAAUUGCAUUAACGGCUGCAGUUAUAGUUGGAGUUGCCAUUUUUAAAAGGCGCAACGCCAGAAAUCCACAUCGACAAGGGUUCAUUGAAGUCGAUCAAGCUGCAACACCUGAAGAAAGACAUGUGGCAAAUAUGCAGAUAAACGGUUACGAGAAUCCAACUUAUAAAUAUUUUGAAGUUAAAGAAUAAUAUUUCCUAAUCUUCAGUUGUUAACAGAAUGUUCUUUACGUUUGUCUUUAAUUAAUUAGAAUAUAUGACAUUUAAAAAUUCUUUAAGUAAUUAGGCAUAUAAUUGCGUCGAAAAGAGUACAUAUCUUUAAAGAACAGUGUUUUUUAAUGUAAUCAUUUAUUGAAUUUAAUAUCCUUUUUGGGAAUGAAAUGGAAUCAAACAUUUAAUAAAUCUGAACUGUUUUACUAAUGCCCAAGUUUGAUUCUCAAAUGAAAAAGUAAUAAUAUUUUUUAUCAGAUCCGUAUUUUUAAAUUUACCUAACUGCUCAUAUGCAUAUUUUUUUAAAAAAAUUUCAUAGGUUGGGUCAGUUCUUGUGAAUUGAGAAACUUACUUCAUUUUAAAAUAUUUACUAACAAAAAUAAAAAAAAAUUCAUUUACAUAUAUUAAAACAUAACCCAUAUUACAAAAAAUAUAUUUUAAUUGACAGAAAUGUUUAAAUCUUUUCAUUGUUUACUAUGUAGUGAUUAUAUUUUUCUGCAUUUCCGUUUAUUCAAGAAAAAAAUUUUUUUCGCACUUGAAGAGUUGGUGCCAUAUGAAUAGUAGUACAAACAAUCAAGAAUUUCGUAAAAAAUUUUUUUGAAAAUAACUGUAUUGGAUGAACUUGAUUGAAGGUUCGAUUCUAAACUUGACCUUCAAAGUUGAAAUUUUCUUUUACGCUUCAACAGAAUUUUUAAUUGUCACUAUUUAUUAUUAUUAUUAUUAUUAUUAUUAUUUAAUAAUAAAAGUGAAAUUAAAAAUAGUGUUACUACUUACUAUAGACAUUGCAUAAUUAUAGUUAAACUUAUAUCGUUUGUGAUUAUUUUUUUGAUUUCUUUUAGUUUUAAAAAUGAUUGUAAAAUGUUAAUAUUUAUUAUUGACAUCUAUUUAAGGUAUUUGUCUCGUAGAUUUGCUUUCGUCAGAUAUUUUUGAAAAUUAACUUGAGUAUUCUAAAGCUAUUUAUCAAUAUAAUAAAACCAAGCUGCUUAAAAUUGACCGUUUGUAAGUUUAAAAAUUGUAAAUCCAACUUUAUAAUUUACAUGCUUUUUGUGCCAAACCCAUAAAUAAUGUAACAUUUUAUUCUUUAAUUUUUGAAAGAAUCGUCAAGUUUUAAUAAAAAUCUAAUAUACGGGACAUUUUGAGGAAACAAUUGCAUACGAAUUUUAAAAAGAAAGAGUAGAGAUAUUUUAAAAUUGGUCAACACUGUAUAAAAUUUGUUAAUAGGAAAUAAUGUUUUUCAUAAUUUUGAAGCUUUAAAUGAAAAAACUUUUUUAAGGAUUUUCGAACAUGACAUCAUCGCGACAAAUACCUUAAGUAAAACUAAAUUUAUGCAAAGAUAACUUAAAACUACAUAUAUUAUUCUGUAUGUAAAAUUGUGUACUGUAUAAACGCAUUAUAGAAUUUUUGUAUUUAUCUUAAUUUUAUGUUUCCAAAUAAAGUUUUGUAUAACUUUCUAA